This is a messenger RNA of Molossus molossus (Pallas's mastiff bat), 1342 nucleotides long. RefSeq names its product surfeit 2 (gene SURF2). The transcript is spliced from 6 exons. Bases 1 to 759 code for a protein of 252 amino acids. NCBI's taxonomy places the organism in Eukaryota, Metazoa, Chordata, Mammalia, Chiroptera, Molossidae. The record is from RefSeq and is a predicted model, not a curated record.
AUGAGCGAGCCGCCGGCCGACGUGCGCGCCUUCCUGGCCGAGCAUCCCAGCCUGCGGCUGCAGCCCGGCGCCCGCAAGGUGAGGUGCGCUCUGACGGGUCACGAGCUGCCCUGCCGCCUGCCGGAGCUCCAGGUCUACACCAGCGGCAAGAAGUACCGGCGGCUGGCCCGCACCUCCCCAGCCUUCGACUACGCGGAGUUCGAGCCGCACAUCGUGCCCAGCACCAAGAACCCGCACCAGCUGUUCUGCAAACUCACCCUGCGGCACAUCAACAAGUCCCCACAGCACGUGCUGAGGCAUACGCAGGGCCAGCGCUACCAGAAAGCUCUGCAUACGUAUGAAGAGUGUCAGAAGCAGGGUGUGGAGUACGUGCCCGCCUGUCUCCUGCACAAGAGGAGGAGGAGGGAAGGCCAGAUGGACGGUGACAGGCCACCCCACCCGAGAGCAGCCUUCUGGGAACCCGAGUCCAGUGAUGGUGACGGCACAGCCCCGAGUGACAGUGAGGACAGCAUGGUGGACCUGUACCCACCCAACCUCUUCUCCAAAAAGGACCUGGGAGGGACGCAGCACAGGGACAACCCUGACGACUGUACGACAGCUGAGGAGAAGCCACGGCGCCCGGGAGACGAGGGCUCUGGGGACAGAGAGGACAUGGAAGUGGCCCCAGAGCUAACCCUCAAACGCAGGAAGAUGAGCAGAACUGGGCAAGAGGUCAAGGAGCUGGAAGAGGUCAAGGUGUUUGCUGUGUCUGGGGUUUGAAGUGCUGCCUUUGAUGAGCCUGGCAGCUCUGACAGCUGACCUAGGGCUCUCCAGCCACAAGCCCCCUGUCCGUGGGCUGCAGGGGAGCCUGCCUCGGCACCCCUUCCUCUCUGGGACUGAUGGGAAGUCUGUCCCCACAGAAGCAGUUGGGCUCAUCAAAGAAGUUCCAAAGCCGUCACCGCAAGCCUAAGCGCUUCAGCCUUUUCAAGCAGUCGGGUUAAUAAAAGUUUGCCGGAGAAAACACCUCUUAGUUUUGAGAGUCCUUGGGGUGUACCCUGUGUUCCUCUUCCAGCCAGCCACCGUGUCCUCCGAGCUGUUGGGGUGUCCUGGGGUUUUCUCCGUCCACUCAUCGGCUGCCCCUGAAGGCAGGGCUGGGUCCUGUCCCUGCGCCCAGGACACAGCAGGAACCUCGAAGGGAGAAUCCUGUCUGGACGUGGCUUCCAAGUGGUCCUCACUGCAGCACCUGGAGAGCCCUGGCUAGGCCCCACCCACCAGGACAGCACCCAAGGGUCACACUGCAUACAACAAAUGCCAUUAUUUAUUUUGAUGUUUCCAAAAAUCAAAACGUUUUCAAACACAACUA